This is a messenger RNA of Canariomyces notabilis, 709 nucleotides long. RefSeq lists its product as uncharacterized. The record is from RefSeq and is a predicted model, not a curated record. The coding region runs from base 192 to 605 and encodes 137 amino acids. Lineage: Eukaryota; Fungi; Ascomycota; Sordariomycetes; Sordariales; Chaetomiaceae. The transcript has a single exon.
CAGAAAAUAUGGCCAAGCUGGCAAGGGGGGAGGGCUUACCGAAGACAGGACGAGGGACGAAAACAACGUCCUUGCCGGUGAGGCCUUCAUGGUGAAGACUUGGCGUGGCGAUCCGUGACAGGACGCCAACACGGCAAGAGACAGGGCAAAAAAUAAAACGAGUGUCAGGGUCAGAAAAAGACCACAGGCAGAUGGAAAGGGAUCGUAGGGAGAGAGGGAGCGGGGGAUUACAUUUCUAUAUACUGCUCGGUGUCUACUACUACUUUUACACUAGGCGGGGAUCUUGCCGAGAAGGUGAUGUGGUGAAUGGUAACACGAACAACGCUGGGCUCCUUUUUUUUCUUUGGUGGGAACGGGGAAAGGCAGGAAUAGGCAGGGGGAAGCCACCUUGCAGGGGGGAGAAAGGCUCGCCAAGCAGUCAGCGCCAGAGACAUUUUCAUAAGGGAUGUGGGCUCGUGGGCUUGGGUCAAGGGAACAAGCGAGGAAAGAACCCACGUCUUUGGGCGCUGGAUUUGAUUGCAACAGGGGUCCUGUAUACGUACCACACGGGCACACACACAGCCCUCGAGGCGGCAGCCGCAGCUCGCAGGGCAUGGAGGAUGUAACUCUGGGCUGCAGCAACGGUCGCCCUGUCUGGCCGGCUGCUUAUCCACAAUAUCCAUCCAGGAUGUCCUCGGGCUCGGAUCUCGGACUCCAUUUCCCUCAAAGC